AUGAGCGGUAACACUAGACCGAAGAAAAAGCGAAGAGGAGGAACUCGAAGCAGAACAGGACACGAAGAACCCAACUAUGAUGCCCCGUCCCUUGUUGAUGUCUUUAGACUACGCAUGAAUGAUCUGGAUCUUCCCGAGGAUUCAUCGUCAGGACAGACUUACAUACCGGUGAAUAGUAUCUCACCAUUGGAAUCGGAAUCCACAGGAGCAGGCAGUCAAAAAAGGAAGAUACGAUUGAACCCAGAAAGCGCUUUUCUCCUACAAACAUACGUGCGGACAGUCGCUACCUGGAUGGACAUCUUCGAUCAUGGGACUCAGCGAUCAGAGGACUAUCGACGACACUUCUUGGGUUUGACGGUACUUAUUAAAUCCCGACAUGUCACUGCACAGUCAAAUGGAACCGAUGUGGCCAACUUCUGGAUUUACAUCAGACAUCAAAUUGUGGUAGCAAUGGCAAGCGAGCAGCCACUAAUAUUAGACCCUGCAGAAUGGGAAGUAUCCUGGAAAGAGGGCGAGAUAAGAGAAGAUGUACUUGGAAAUCAUGUCCUGUGGAUAUUAGCAAGGGUCAUCAACCUCGUUUUUGGACCUGAUGGCCUGACAGAAGCCGGGAAAGAGCAGCGCCAGGGUUUCUUGACUGAGAUUGAAAUUUGGCGAAAGGGACUUUCUGACACCUUUGUUGGUAUUCCGUACGGAGAUAAAGAUAAGGACGGCUUUUGCAAAGUUUACUUCCCCGUCGCGGCCGCUGCUGCUGCAGCCUUCUGUACGCACAUCCACGUUUACCUCUACAUAACACAAGCUGAAGUCACAAGGCCAGUGCUCCAAGAUGAAGCAUAUAUCCCCUUGAUCCAAGAUCAAGCCAUGCAGAUCACUAAUAUAGCAAUCUCUGAUUUCCCACCGUCACUAAUGGUCUUUUCGACGCAUGGCCUAUUUUAUGCCGCAAAACACAUCCAUGGAAUUUCUCGCAAAGCACGCAUCUGGAAUAUCUUGAAUGAAGUUGAGAGGCAAACCGGCUACAACACAGGAACGACAGUGAAGCUUCUCCAAACACUGGUCGAGCAAGAUGCUCAGCAUCGAUAA
Messenger RNA from Pyrenophora tritici-repentis Pt-1C-BFP, 1077 nucleotides. NCBI's taxonomy places the organism in Eukaryota, Fungi, Ascomycota, Dothideomycetes, Pleosporales, Pleosporaceae. The record is from RefSeq and is a predicted model, not a curated record.